This is a messenger RNA of Coffea eugenioides, 765 nucleotides long. RefSeq lists its product as uncharacterized. Lineage: Eukaryota; Viridiplantae; Streptophyta; Magnoliopsida; Gentianales; Rubiaceae. The record is from RefSeq and is a predicted model, not a curated record. The transcript has a single exon. Bases 1 to 765 code for a protein of 254 amino acids.
AUGGUUGACGACCUUGUGAAAGUGUUCGACAGAUUUGAUUUAUCCAACAAAGAAAGUUCAGGUAUUACUUUGGACGGGGUAGAUGAGGAUAUAGGCAAGGAAGAAUGCAGGAAAAGCCUUUUUGGAAGAAUAAUGGGAGAUAGAAUCGCCAACUUCACAGGAGUGAAGAAUUUUGUCAAUCAAGUGUGGGGUUUUCCAAAGAACAUGGUGGCAGUUGAAUUAGGGGCAAAUCUAUUCCAAUUCAAUUUCUCCGAUGCGAUGGAUAUGGAAAAGGUUCUGGACGGAAGACCUUACACAAUAGACAACCAGCUCCUCAAUGUUAAGGUGUGGGAAGAAGGAAUUGAUCGCCGAAUGGAGGCAUUUCAAAAUGCGCACAUCUGGGUUCAAUUAUGGAACUUGCCAGUUCAUUGGAUCACAAAAGAAAUAGGGAUAAAGAUUGGUGGUAUUUUUGAAGCUGUGGAGGACAUUAUCAUCCCUUUGGGGGGCAGCAAAGAAGGGAGACAUAUAAAGCUGAAAGUAGUGAUUAAUAUAUCCCUUCCCCUGCUUAGAGGAACUGUGGUCAAGUUAAAUGGAAUGAAUAUAUGGGUGGACUUUAGGUACGAAAAGUGCCCAGACUUCUGCUAUGGAUGCGAUUUAAUUGGGCACAAUGACAAAGCUUGCAGGCUCAAAGCAGGUACAAACAGGGGUAACCCCAAACCUCAAUACGGGGCCUGGAUGAGAGCUCUGGCCAAAGGAACUUCCCCAAAAAAGAGAACAGAGUACUGA